AUGGAUGUUAAGGCUUCUACUGCUAAAGUUUGGAAGAGACCUGUUAUGGUGUCUAGUUUCUCCCCUAAGUCUAACAGGUCCUUUUCCUUCAAAUUUGGUUUUGAAAAAGAGGUGGAUAAGGUUUGGGUCCUGGAGAAUAAUUCUUGGUGCAUCAAUGGUGAGCGUCUCACUCUUAAAGACUGGAAGCCUGAUCUGAACCAUGUGAGUUGUGUUGCUAGUGAAACUUCUUUCUGGAUCCAAAUCCAUCAACUACCAUUGGAAUAUUUUUCUCAUAACAAUGCUUUAAUCUUGGGCUCCCUCGGUGGUAAUGUACUGAGAGUGGAUUUUGAUGAGGAAAGACCAGUGUCAUGGGCCAAAUGGCUUAGAGUUAAGAUUGUGUUCUCCACUGUAAAUCCUCUUUUCCCCUGGUGUUUCCUAAAGAAACUAAAUGGCGACAAAGUGUGGCUUCAAUUUAAAUAUGAGAAAUUGAGUAACUUUUGCUAUUGUUAUGGGAGACUCGGUCAUUAA
Messenger RNA from Cannabis sativa, 507 nucleotides. RefSeq lists its product as uncharacterized. The transcript has a single exon. Lineage: Eukaryota; Viridiplantae; Streptophyta; Magnoliopsida; Rosales; Cannabaceae. The coding region runs from base 1 to 507 and encodes 168 amino acids. The record is from RefSeq and is a predicted model, not a curated record.